GAAGUCCAACGUGGAGUCUCUUAGUGCGAUGAAGACCAAGAAGCUGGUCCAGCGGAGGAGGAACACAUGCCCCAGUCCUCAGGACAUCAGCAGGGCCCUGCAGGGCCCCAGCUCUGCUCCCAGUCCCAGCGCUCCCAGCUUGGACGAGCUCAUCCUGCGCUGCCUCAACUGCUUCGACUCAGAGGGCAGGACCUCCAGUCCCAGAGGGUCCCAGUUGGUCCACAUGACCCUGAUGAUGCACAGCUGGAUUGUCCCGUCCCAGACCUUCGCCCAGAAACUCCUCACCCUCUAUAAGGACUGUCCCCCAGAUAAGAGAGGCCUCAGGAGGACCCAGAUCUGCCACCUUGUCAGGCAGUGGAUGAGCCAGUUCCCGGGCGUUUUUAAGGAGGACCCCGUCCUAGAGCAGACCAUGGGGGACCUGUGUGAGCUGGUCCGACUGGACGGGGAGAAGACGCACUCGCAGCUCAUCAACACCUCCUGCCUAAGCCCUCAUGCCAACGCGUCCCAGGCUCCCUCGCCCUCGGUGAAGAAGAGGAAGGUGUCUCUGAUCUUUGACCACAUGGAACCAGACGAGAUGGCUGCACAUCUCAGCUACCUGGAGUUCAAGAACUUCUGUAACGUUUCAUUCCUGGAUUACCGCAGCUAUGUGGUGCGAGGUUCGGUCCGGGACAACCCUGCUCUGGAGCGCUCGGUCAUGAUGUGCAACGGGGUCUCCCAGUGGGUCCAGCUGAUGAUCCUCAGCAGACACACGGCCCAGCAGAGAGCCCAGGUCUUCACCAAGUUCAUCCACGUAACUCAGAAGCUGAGGGCUCUGCAGAACUUCAACACUCUGAUGGCGGUGACUGGAGGUCUGUGUCACAGCUCCAUCUCUCGCCUCAAAGACACGUCCAACCUGCUGCCUCCUGACAUCACAAAG
Messenger RNA from Austrofundulus limnaeus, 916 nucleotides. RefSeq names its product RAS guanyl releasing protein 4 (gene rasgrp4). The record is from RefSeq and is a predicted model, not a curated record. Gene Ontology annotation, biological process: Ras protein signal transduction. Lineage: Eukaryota; Metazoa; Chordata; Actinopteri; Cyprinodontiformes; Rivulidae. Gene Ontology annotation, molecular function: guanyl-nucleotide exchange factor activity. Gene Ontology annotation, cellular component: plasma membrane.